CGCCAUUUCAGGGUUUUGGUUCGUUAAUUUUAAUCUGCACUGAAAAACUUAGAAAAUGGCGUCUGUCAUGGCGAUACGGAGCGCACGAAGCCAGAGGCUUUCUUCUUUGUUGAAGGUACGCUAUCGGUCUUUGAAUUCCUUUUAUCUGAACAAUCUUCAGACCAGCUCCGACAAAACCCUAACCCAAAAUAUAUCAAAACCCCUUAGUACAUCCGCUGCGCCAAAUGAGUACCCACCACCACAUUCACACUCGCCGUUGCCUGAUUCUAGGGUUUUUCACAACCAGAGGAGUGGUGAUAGUGGUCAGUGGGCCACUCAACAGGGCCAAAGUCAGGGGAAUUUUAGUAAAGAUCAGUUCAAUUAUCCAAACAGUAGAUACCCUAAUCAGGGACAGCGAUAUCCUAAUCAAGGACAGGGAUAUCCUCAACAACAGCAGCAAUAUAAUACUUAUCAGUAUCCGUAUCAAAACCCUAAUAAUCAGAACUAUCAGGAACCCGGAAACCCAAAUCAGUGGAACCGUCGUAGCUCUAGUCAGGUGAAUAUUUCUAAUCAGAACUAUCAGCAACCCGGAAACCCAAAUCAGUGGAACAGUCAAACCUCUAGUCAGGUGAAUAUUCUUAACCAGAACUAUCAGCAACCCAGAAGCCCUAAUCAGUGGAACAAUCAACAAUGUCAGGGUUACCCACAAGCAAGAAACCCUAACCAGUGGGAUGGUAAUUUGAAUCAGGCUCAUAUUAGUAGUCCCAGUCCAGCUCCGGCUCCGGCCCCUGCUCUGGCUCCUUCUUUUGAUGAGUUGGCACGGUUGUGUCAGGAAGGGAAUGUUAAGGACUCUAUUGAGUUGAUGGAUAAAGGUGUUAAAGCUGAUGCUAAUUGUUUUAAUGCUUUGUUUGCGUUGUGUGGAAAUGCAAAGUCAUUUGAGAAUGCUAAAAAGGUUCAUGAUUACUUCUUACAAUCGACGUGUAGGGGAGAUAUGGUUUUGAAUAAUAAAGUGAUUGAAAUGUAUGGAAAGUGUGCGAGUAUGACUGAUGCCCGAAGGGUGUUUGAUCACAUGCCAGAUAGGAAUAUGGAUUCGUGGCAUUUGAUGAUGAAUGGGUAUGCAGACAACGGUUUGGGAGAUGAGGGUUUGCAGUUAUUCGAACAGAUGAGGAAGUUGGGGUUGAAACCAAAUGAGCAGACUUUUCUUGCUGUUUUCUCUGCUUGUGGUAGUGCAGAUGCUAUUGAAGAAGGUUUUAUACAUUUUGAGUCUAUGAAGAAUGAGUUUGGGAUCAAUCCGGGGAUUGAGCAUUACAUAGGGCUGAUUGGCAUUCUUGGAAAAUCUGGGCAUCUUUAUGAAGCUCAAUGGUUCAUUGAGGAGAAACUGCCUUUUGAACCCACGGCAGAUAUUUGGGAUGCUUUAAGAUUUUAUGCUCGAAUUCAUGGAGAUAUUGAUUUAGAAGACCGGGCUGAGGAGUUAAUGGUUUAUCUUGAUCCAUCCAAGGCGAUUGCUAAUAAGAUCCCUACCCCACCACCUAAGAAGCGUACUGCAAUUAGCAUGCUUGAUGGGAAGAACAGAAUUCUUGAGUUCCGGAACCCAACUCUUUAUAAGGAUGAUGAAAAAUUGAAGGCAUUGAAACAAAUGAAGGAAGCGAGUUAUGUACCUGAUACAAGAUAUGUACUUCAUGACAUUGAUCAGGAGGCUAAAGAGCAGGCUUUGCUCUACCACAGCGAACGAUUGGCAAUAGCAUAUGGCCUUAUCAGUACUCCAGCUAGGACGCCUCUUAGGAUCAUUAAGAAUCUUCGUGUUUGCGGGGACUGUCAUAAUGCCAUCAAGAUCAUGUCCAAGAUAGUUGGGAGGGAAUUGAUUGUUAGGGACAAUAAACGUUUCCAUCAUUUCAAAGAUGGCAAGUGCUCUUGUGGAGAUUAUUGGUGAAGGUCUCUACUUCUAGGAUACAUAUCCACUCUGUUUACUCAUUAUUUGAAGUUAACUUCAUAAAGUGCCAAAUUUUCCAAGCUAUAUGAGUACUGAGGAAAGAAAAGGUUGCUAGUUGGUGGAAUUGAACUAUUCACUACUUUAUAAUAUGCACUCUGCUAAGUUAUAUGAAAAUUCCGUAAGAUUCACUCGGCCUUCUAUAGCCACCAUCUAUGCUGUGUACGUUUUCCCUAUUUUUGGAGGAUUGGAAGUCAUGAAUUGUACUUUAAAUAAUCUCAGUUUGUUUUUCCUUCUCAUGUACUCGUGCUUGCAUAGUGAUGGUAACAUUUUAUUUUGUCUUAGGUGGAUGGUUUUGAAGAAUUAAUUGUAAUCUGGAGUUUUAAAUGCUAAUAUGCCACAAGUAUAAUUAUAUUUCUAUA
This is a messenger RNA of Mangifera indica (mango), 2328 nucleotides long. Its product is annotated as pentatricopeptide repeat-containing protein At2g15690, mitochondrial-like. The record is from RefSeq and is a predicted model, not a curated record. The coding region runs from base 56 to 1909 and encodes 617 amino acids. Lineage: Eukaryota; Viridiplantae; Streptophyta; Magnoliopsida; Sapindales; Anacardiaceae. The transcript has a single exon. Gene Ontology annotation, biological process: RNA modification. Gene Ontology annotation, molecular function: RNA binding; zinc ion binding; protein binding.